Rotaria sp. Silwood2 is the source of this 480-nucleotide messenger RNA. NCBI's taxonomy places the organism in Eukaryota, Metazoa, Rotifera, Eurotatoria, Philodinida, Philodinidae. The record is from the annotation of a GenBank genome assembly.
AUGGCUUUUAUUAAUUUGAGUUUAUUUAUAACCUUUCUAUGCCUGCAAUUGACAAUCGUAUUUACUAAAGUAUCAUGGGAAAGUUGUGAAAGUGAAUCAAAUGAUAUCAAACUGCUAGAUCUUAUAGUAAGUCCGGAUCCAGUUGUGGCUCCUGGGUCAAUUUCUGUAAUAGCUACUAUCUAUACUAAUCAAAAGUUAACAGAUCCGGCAACAGCCUUGAUAAAAAGAAAAGUUUUUAUAUUUUAUGUUCCAAUUCCUUGCGUCUUUCGUUCAUGUGAAUUUGAUGAUGUUUGCACUUCUUGUAAACAAUGUAAUUGUCCAAAGAAAGAAGGAAUACAUACAAUGAACAUUACAAUGAAAAUUAAUUCUAUACCAUCGGUGCUUGCUGGAGAUUACGCAGCACAAAUCGAUAUAGAAACUAGUUCAAAAGGACGAGGUUGUAUUAUAAUUAAUAAUAUAUUUAUUGAAGCAAAUAAAUGA